Messenger RNA from Manihot esculenta (cassava), 2482 nucleotides. Its product is annotated as myb family transcription factor PHL6. Gene Ontology annotation, molecular function: DNA binding; DNA-binding transcription factor activity. The transcript has 7 exons. Lineage: Eukaryota; Viridiplantae; Streptophyta; Magnoliopsida; Malpighiales; Euphorbiaceae. Bases 908 to 2242 code for a protein of 444 amino acids. The record is from RefSeq and is a predicted model, not a curated record.
UCUAUCUCACAUACUUGUUCUUUAUUUACUCUUCUUUUGCUGGAAAUUAAGAUUCUUUCACCAUUACAGUAAUACAUGAAUUUUUCAUUGAUGAAGGCUUGUUUAAAGUAAAAAUUUUGCGUAUCUUAAUCAAUACCCUUUUCAAUUUAAUGGUCUGUGUUUGCAGGAAGCAACUAGACAGAAGGUAUUCAUGGAGUAGAUUUUCAUCAAACUCAGAAAACAUUAAAUAAUCUAAGCCUAUAUAGUUAGUUUACAUAUUCAUAAUUUUCUUUUCCUUCCUUGCUUUGUGACAGAAGCAGCUCUGGUACUGUUGCUUCUAGAGAUGCCAACUUUUCUCUGUUAUUUUAUUUUAUAUCAUUAUUGGAUUAUGGGUUUUCAAAGAAAUGUGAAUUAUGAUGAAAAAUGAUAUAGAAAAGACUGAUUCUUUUAGAUAAUUGGAGAAUUUUAAGGGUUAGCAUCAUGCAAGGAGGUCCUUCUUGAUGGUUUGUGCAGAGGAAUGGUUUUGAAUAAUAUAGGAUUAGUUAGUGGCCUUUCCUUCAAUCCACAAAUGAAAUUUAUCAGAAGAAGAUUGUUGAAACUAUCAGCAUGUCAGUUAAAGAAGAAUGUGUGCUUCAUCAAGUCAAAUCAAUCUCUUUAGAUGAUCAAUUGGAAAUUAUUCUUGAUGAUUUCAAUGACAAUACAUGAAUAAAGUCUGUUAUUUAGUUUUGUUGCAGAUUAUUAUCAAUCAAUUCAAAAGAAAUAUGAACUAGUUCUAGCAGUGAAUUAGUAUUUGUGUGAAAGGUCUUAGUAAAUAAUGAAAACUCAAGUCUUAUCAUGUUCUUGAAGAUGCAUUAACUUGUUUUCUUUUUGCACCGUGUUUUAUUUGACAGAAUUAACAAAAGGGUUGAGCUUUUAGCAGAAGGUGGCCAUGAAUACCCAUACAGUUAUUUCCUUGAAUAGAAGGGAAAAUUCAAGGGUGAUGCAUACCCAUUACAGUGGAGUUUCCCCACUUUAUUCAGCAGUGAACUUUGAUUCCCUUCAGCCCCAAUGCAUACCACCAAAACCAGUAAAUUCCAUCACCACACAACUCCAGCAGAAGACAAAUGCAAACCCUGUGCCAAAUCAUUCUCCUUCUUCGACUUCUCAUAGCCCAGGUCUUAAAAGCACUAUGUUCUGCACUGAUUUACACUUAUCAUCUAUGAAAAGUUCUGAGACUAAUCGGCCACUGGGAAUCUCACCGUUCCUUCCACAUCCACAUCCAAGUCCACCAAUUGUUAAUCUUGUCAUUCCUUCCAUUGAAUCCUCACUUUUUAUGGGAGGAGCUAUGACUACUGAGUCUGAGAAUGACAAUUUGAAUAGCUUGAUGGACUUGUUUGAUAUUCCUUCUAAGCUUCCUAUUGGAAGAUUUCAAGGUUCGCAGCCUGCAACACAAGGUUUGGUUUUCACAGAGCAGAUGGGAUUGGAAUACAUUUCCAAAGAGCUUGGAAUUGAUGAUGAUAGAAAUGAUCCCAUGCUUGAUGGAAUAUUUGAAAUGCCUCAAGUUUCAUCAUCAAUCUCUUUCAAUGGGUUGAAUUGCAAGAGUAAUGGUGAUUCUUCAUUAGCUCACCAAGCUGGUGGUGCUUGUUAUAACCAUGGGCGACUUCAUGAGGCUGCAGCUUCGAGUAAGCAGAGAAUAAGGUGGACAACUGAGCUCCAUGACCUGUUUUUGGAUGCAGUUAAAGCCCUUGGUGGCCCUGAAAUUGCAACUCCAAAGAAGGUUCUGGGUAUCAUGAAUGUUAAAGGCUUAAACAUCUACCAUGUCAAGAGCCACUUGCAGAAAUAUCGGCUUGCCAAGGAUUUUCCAGAGCAGAAGCAUGAUAAAAAGACAGAAAAUAAGGCAGCUUCUUCAAACAAUGAUAAUGAUGCACGAAUUAAAAGUGAUAUGCAAGUAACAGAGGCUUUGCGCAUGCAAAUCGAAGUUCAAAAGCUGCUGCAUCAGCAGCUUAAGACACAAAAAGAGUUGCAGCUACGAGUAGAGAAGAAUGGAGAGUUGCUAAGAAAGUUGAUGGAAGAACAACCAUCAUUACUGAAUUCACUGUCAAAAUCUGACCAACAGUUGUCUCCUUCUUCAUCUGAUAUUGUGUCCUCAACAAGGCCGCCAGUGGACGGCUCUUCAUCUCAACCAUCCACCCAUGAACCUAGCAAAUCGGAGUCUACAUGUCAUAAAAGGCUCCGAGGAGAAAGUAGUUCAAGAGCAGCUUCUAUUGACAGAUCUGAUGUUUGAUCAAAAACAUUUUGCUGUAUUCCUUUUUAUCUUCAUUCUGUGUAUAUCUUCUGAUGUACAACAGAAACGUAAUAAUUAUUUUUGCCUUGAAAAAAUGAUGGGAAGCAGUGUGUCUGAGAUAUCCCCAUCUGAAAAUCGAAAUAUAUAUCAAUUGGAAACAACCUCUCUGCAAAGCAGCUGAUGGAAGACUGCAUGUAUCAAUCCUCUCAUAGCCUAAGAACCCAUGUAUAUUAAUAUAUU